CCUCUCCGCCGGGCCGCCCUCGCUGGGUGCAAUGUUUUGCUGGACCGCGGGCCGGGCCCUCCGGGCUGUGGUGCUGUUGCAGCCGCCCGCCCGGGCAGCGCCGCUCACGGCCCGGGGACCGGCCGCCUGCUACGGUACUUCAAUAACAUCUGCCAAAAUCCAAGUGAAUGGAGUCCACUUGCAUUAUCAGCAAACAGGAGAAGGAAGUCAUGCAGUUCUUCUGCUUCCAGGAAUGCUAGGGAGUGGUCAAACUGAUUUUGGACCACAGCUUAAGUCAAUGAAUAAGCAACUUUUCACAAUUGUUGCUUGGGAUCCUCGGGGAUAUGGAAAGUCCAUUCCUCCAUCUCGAGACUUUCCUCCAGACUUCUUUGAGAGGGAUGCAAAAGAUGCUGUGGAUCUUAUGCAGGCACUAAAGUUUAAGAAGUUCUCCUUGCUGGGGUGGAGUGAUGGUGGAAUUACAGCACUCAUUGCUGCUGCGAGGUACCCAAAUCUUAUCCACAAGUUGGUUGUCUGGGGAGCAAAUGCCAGCGUUACUCAAGAGGAUAUAAGAAUUUACAAUGGCAUCCGAGAUGUUUCAAAAUGGAGUGAAAAGGUCAAGAAACCACUGGAAGAGCUGUAUGGACAUAAGUACUUUGCAGAAACCUGUGAGGCUUGGGUAGAUGGAAUAUCGCAGUUUGCUGAAAAUUCAGAUGGUAAUAUCUGCCAACAGUUGCUGCCAGAUAUUAAAUGUCCCACAUUUAUAAUUCAUGGUGAGAAAGACCCUUUGGUCCCACAAGCUCAUGCAGAAUACAUUCAUAAGCACAUCAAAGGCUCUCGGUUGCUUCUGAUGCCAGAAGGAAAGCAUAACUUACACUUGCGUUUUGCAAAGGACUUCAACAGAGAAGUGGAAAAUUUCCUACGCUGACACAAACUGUAAAACAAGCCAGAGGUGCUUAGCCAUUGCCUUGUUUAGGAAUUUAGGUUGGCUUUCUAUUUUCAAUGCAGUUAUAGGUAGGUUUGAGUCCUGUAAGAAAAACAUUAAACCUAUUAGCAUUAGAUGCAAACAUCUUAAGGACACGUAAGCUUCAGUGAUCAGGGCAUACCACUGUAGUGCAAGAUUUCUGACACGCCUUUAAACUUACUUGUUGCCACCCAGGCUGAACAGCUGUUCUUUGUCCAAUAGAGUUGUUAAGAAAGAUAGAAACCAUGGUCUUGAAUACAUGCCUUUAUGUGCUCUUAAUAUUAAAGGACAAAAAACAU
Molecule: messenger RNA, 1239 nt
Organism: Hirundo rustica (Barn swallow)
Lineage: Eukaryota; Metazoa; Chordata; Aves; Passeriformes; Hirundinidae
Gene: BPHL
Product: biphenyl hydrolase like
Exons: 7
Coding region: 32-904 (290 amino acids)
Source: RefSeq, a predicted model, not a curated record